Impatiens glandulifera is the source of this 1413-nucleotide messenger RNA. Its product is annotated as eukaryotic translation initiation factor 5B-like. The transcript is spliced from 2 exons. Lineage: Eukaryota; Viridiplantae; Streptophyta; Magnoliopsida; Ericales; Balsaminaceae. The record is from RefSeq and is a predicted model, not a curated record. Bases 1 to 1413 code for a protein of 470 amino acids.
AUGCUACCGGGCCUAACCGACGAACAAUGUUUCAGAAGGCUGAAGGAGAUGGAAGAAACCGUCAUGAGCCUCACAAACGCCGAAACUCCUAGCCAAGCCAUGGACCGAUACGCAAUCGUGAGACCGCGUGCUCGGCUACAAAAACUAACGGUACGUAUCCAAAAGCUGAAAGAAAGGUACAUUGCGGGAACACCGAAGGCAAACUUACAGCUCUUGGUGUUGGAUAAGCUCGAGAUAAAGAGAGGAGAACUCAAUGAAGAAAUUGAGCAGAUUGACGCGGUGCACAUACAGCGAGAAAAACCGCAUUCUCCAGCUCAUGAAACCGAUGACGGUCAGAAUCAUAGUGCAACACCUCCUCUGGCGGAUCCGGUAAUAAACGAAACCGACGAAAGGGCAGGGACUCCUCUCACCGGGCAACUUGAAACUGAUCAACCUGGGGUUUCAGAACCGGGCGUCACAGAAGAAAGGGUCAAGGAGACAAAAGUCAAGAAAGUCGUGCGCCAAACACUCUUGCUCGCCAAAAAGACAAGGGAUGAUCUCGUAAAGGCACAUGACCGGAUCACAGCCAUCGAAGCUGACUACCGGGACGAAACGGUCUUGCGCAACAAUCAUCUUCGGCGAACCGAGGAAUUGGACGAAAAGACCUCAGGGAUAGUGGAUGACUUAGAUCGGCUUGAAAGGGAAACCGAGCAACGACUCACAGAGGUCACUGAGGACCUAGUCAGCUCGACACUUGACAGGGUCAAAGAUCUGGAAAAGAAGAAUGUGAGCCUUGAGGACCGCAACGACAAGCUUGAAGCCGAUCUUAAGGCGCUAACCGAACAUGUGGCUGAGCUGAUAAAUGCCAAGAUCAAUGCUGACAUAGCGGUUGAAGAAGCCAACGCCAGAGCGGCUAAGGAAGUUCAGGAUACGCUGGACGAAGAAGCGCGGAGGGCAAAGGAGGCACCGCGACUAUCUGAAGAGGAAAUAGCCGAGCGCGAACGAAUCACAGAGACUAAGUAUCCAGGACUUGCAAGGUCCAUAGCCGCUCAAGCUGCGGAGGACGCAAAGCGGUUAAAUACUGAAAGACAAAGACUUGAUAAAUUUGCAACCGCUCACAAGAAGAAAAAGGCAGCUUCUUCCUCUUCGGUUCCGGCAAAACGAAAACGGAAAAUAUCAAAGAAGGCUCAGGUAGCCGGGCUGCUGGAAAGGAUCACCGAAACGGUUAUUGACACUGAACCGAACCCAGGUAUGCACUUCGAGGAUGAAGACGAAGAGCAUCUGGAGCAGCGUUCCACAAGACAACGAGUUUUACAAGUGGUUCCAAUCAGCACGGGUAGUCAACCGCAAGCUGAAGGUUCAUCGUCAAGACCGACUGAAGAAGAACCGAUCGAUGAUAUGAUGGACGGCUUCAGAUUCUCCGAAUCAGAAUAG